AUGGUUAAUGUGGAGUGAGCUUUUUCGGCCCAAAUAGGAAUUUAUUCGAAAUUUAGCGCUCCAGAACUAAAGUCUGUGAUUCCUCAGGAGAAACCGCCAAGUAAUGUCAAGAGAUUGAACAUCAAUCCCGAAGAAUUGGUUCCGCCGCACAUGAUCAAAACUUUAACGUUUCCUAUCGAUUGUGCGGCUCUUCAGGUGAAUGAGAAUGCCCAAAUUUUAGAAUUUUGCUGUCUGUGAAGGAAAAUUUAUUGUUUCUAGUUAAAUCUUGACGCAAAAAAACUAUUCAAAAAUUUUUAUUUUUCUUCAUGAUAAAGUUUUCAAGUGUUAUCGGAAAUUAUCGCUGAAUGAACUUAUUGGAGAAAAGCUGAACUUAUAUCAAAAUUUUUCGAAAAGGUCUUUUUUUUCCAAGCAUACGAAAAAAUCGUGAAGUUUGGGCUGAAUAUGGUGCCAAUAUAUUCGCUUUACUGAGGCGGAUGUGAUUGCCUGAUAACUAUUUGCCGCUCUCACAUAAUUCGACGUAAUUCAAAAUGUUUAGUUUGAUUUUCUUGGUCUUCAAAGUGAAAAACAUCUCCCAUUUAAAAUUUCGCAGAAUCCAACGUUUAAGUACCGUGUCCAAAGUGAUUUUGCGAGGUUCGAAAUUAUCCUUGAGUCUCUCCCAAACUUUUUCAUUCUUUCCUCUUUUUUAAAAUUUAAUUUGGAAUUUUGCGAAAAAUAAAAACUUUUUUUUUCUAAUGAAUUUUUUUUUGAGCGCAUAAGUAUCCCCUUUGCACUGCAAUCUGGAGCAUUUUCAGCCCCGUCUCCGGGACUUCAAAAUGACGGAGAAGGGACUUUUGAUCCUUGUGCCCUCCUACAUGACGCCGCCGUUGGAGUACGCCGACCGGCUGAUCAGUAUCAAUCGGACCAAAAUCAAAACGCCACAGGAGCUGAUGGACUUCCUGACCGAGGCCAACAAGAGCACCAAGCCGCAUACGGUGUGUACCCAGAGUUUUCUCCUCAAUUCAUGUUCUACACCUUGAGAUUGAAACCUCUCUUCAGGAACGUGUUCUAAUCAAAAUCGAUCGAUUUCCGUAGCCUGAUAAGGUAUUGACUAUAAUUAAUUCAUAGUUAUUUAAUAUUUACAUGGGAGGUCAUUUUAGCGUAGGGUUCAGAAUUUUUUCUAAAUUUGCUCAAACAAUCUUUGAUGGACUGGGAAUCGAUCCCCCAUAGUCGCUAUCUGCACAAACUUUUUGUUUUGGAGAUAUGAUUUUUCAAAGUUUUUAUCCUUAACCAUGUGACGCCAUUUGGAAGGAAUGUGGCCGCGCCACCAACCACUGCAUAGCAGCUAAGAGCGUGGUGCAGUGGCUAGCGUGUUAGCCUGCGGAGCCUAUUAUGAAGGUUCGAAUCCUUUUGCCACUAACUUUUUUUUGCCAUUAUUUUUUUUAAGAGUUCUGAUGAGAAUAUUAAAAUUUCAUGAGUAAAACCUUUCCAAAUAAGUCGAUAGCUAUUUUUCUUUCUAAAAUCGCUUUUUUUAUGGACAAUAGUUAUGUAAACUUUCUGAAGUUGUGGCGGACUUCACAUCAUCAGAGAAUUUUCCCAAAAACAUUUUGCUCAAAAGAUUUUUAGAUUCCUGAAAAUUUGAAAAUCUGGAUUAGGAUGGAAAUGGGGUUUUGGAAAUUUUUCAAUAAAAACUCGGAUGACAGGUAAGUUUUUCAUACUCUGUAAAGAUGUUUCUCCAGAAGUAAGGCAGAAAUUGGCUAUUGAAAUAUUGAAAAAGCCACUGUUAUUUAUCACAACCAAGACAUGCGAAGAUCUUCGAUGAAGGUUCAGCGCUUUUUUUGAAACAUUUUUUUCGCUGAUUUUUCAAAAAAAUAGUCUCUGAUGAUGUGAAGUCUGCCACAACUUUAGAAAUUUUUCAUGAUUUUUUUUCAUCAAAAAAAGCGAUUUUAGAAAGAAAAUAGCUAUCGAACUUAUUUGGAAAGGUUUUACUCAUGAAAUUUUGAUAUUCUCAUCAGAAUUCUUUAAAAAAAUAAUGGCAAAAAAAGUUAGCGGCAAAAGGAUUUGAACCUUCAUCAUAGGCUCCGCAGGCUGACACGCUUGCCACUGCACCACGCUCCUAGCUGCCAUGCAGUGGUUGGUGGCGCGGCCACAUUCCUUCCAAACGGCGUCACAUGGUUAAGGAUAAAAACUUUGAAAAAUCAUAUCUCCAAAACAAAAAGUUUGUGCAGAUAGCGACUAUGGGGGAUCGAUUCCCAGUCCAUCAAAGAUUGUUUGAGCAAAUUUAGAAAAAAUUCUGAACCCUACGCUAAAAUGACCUCCCAUGUUAGUUGAUUCAAACUGAUUUCGUUCCAAAUUAAGAAAAAAAAAAUCAUAAUUAGUCUGGCUUCUUUAAAAAAAAAUUUCGCCAGUUUUACGGACUUUUAUUUAUUUAUUUUUUUGUUUCAGCUCCUGUUCAAAGUGAGACGGAUAAUGGGAAUCGAAGAGUACACCAACAAGAAUGAUCUACCGUCAAACUGCGCCCUCAAAAGAGAUGGUCCGAAAAGAGAGGAGGAUGGCUACGAGUAUUACAAGUCGAAGCGAUUUUUAAACCUGUGAAUACGUUCCUUAUUUUUCAGAAUGACAGUUGUCAAGUACCCAAAGAGCAAGCUUGGUUUGAAUGUCAAGUCUUUUAAAGAAGUGGUGAGCUAUGAAAAAUUGAAAAGUUCACGAGAUCUGAAAAAAAACUUUAGGGGUCACUUUGGUCUUUUAGGAGCAAUGGUUUUCUUGACAAAUUAAUUUUUUUUCUGAAGCUUGAAAAUUAAAAUUUUGUUUUUUGGAAACGCAAUAAUCAAUGGAAGACGUCGUAGUUUUUCCUUUUAAUCGGUCAUAACAUCGUUCAUAGACCUCCUAGGUUGUUUUUGAGCACUUUUUGGAAUCAAAGUGGUAUACGGUAAUAAAAGAGAUAGAGUCUGGUUGAUAGAGUGCGCAGAAAGGCCACGCCUAUUUGCGUUUCAAACUAGCUGUGGAUUGGCUGUAGAGUUCCUAUAGCGUGGACCUAGCAUCUCAGACUGCUUCAGUUAUGGUUUUCUCCUGAGCAGGCACUAGAAACCCAUUUCAAACGGGAACUUAUAAAUAACUGUUCCCGAUUUAUGAGCACGUUCCAUGAGGACAUAUCUAAAUUUUCCGAUAGAAGUUGAUAUCAAUGAAACUUCAGGUCUACGUCGACAUGAUGGACAAUAAUUGGGAAUCCACCAUGCGACGACAUUUAUUCGUCGGUGACGCGAUUCUGAAAAUAGGCGAUCGAGAGGUUCGCGACGUCAAAACCUGCGAGGGGCUACUCAUCGAAAAACUCUCUCAAAAUGGCGUGGUUCGAAGGAAAAGGAAGCGUCGGCUAGCUUGAUGCCGAAUUCAGACGACGUUGUUGAUCGAGAGAGCUGUUUCGCCGAACGCCGUCUUGUUUGUCCGUUCUGUCCUCACCUUCAACAAAGUCGAAGAUCCUCAACUGCCUAGUGACGUCAUCAAGAUUUGCUUGUGUGUAGUUUGGACCUUCUGGCUACUUCAGUUUUUUUUUUCGUUUUUAUUCUUGAACCUUACUGAUCCUUGGAAUCAAAAAACAGUUGUGUAUUUUCAGUUUUUUAUUUUAAAACUUUUUUCUGUUUUUCAAAACAAAAAGGAGCAUUUUUUAAAUCAGAAUUUUACGAAAAUCUCAUUUUUCCGCUUCGAAAUUUUUGCUAGGAUUUUUUUUCUUCUAAAGCUUACUAAAGUUUUUUUCACUAAGCUAUGAAGUUGAUAAGUUCACAGAAAAGAGAUGGAACAUCUGAUAAGCACUGGUUUUGGACCCGAGCCUAAGCCGAUCUACAAAGAUCCUGUUGAGAAAACUCCUUCGGCGUGAGAAUUUUCAAAUAGUUCCUGUCAGGACAUUUUUUCUUCAGAAAGUCCCCAAGGGUCACCUUUUCCAAGAAUUUCAAUAAAUACGUCAUUGGUAACGAUCAGUACAAUCCGGCGACGAUGAUGGUUGGUUUUUCGAAAAUACAUUUUGUAAAUUUGAUAAAAGUUGAACAUAAGUUUCUUUGCUAUUAGAAAAAAUAGAUUCCGAAAGUCGUAUUCUGCAAAACUUCCUAGUUUUUGAAAAACAAAAUUUUCAAAAUAAAAAAAUCAUCAGAUGUUCAAACCUUAUUUUCUCUUUCAAGUAUGAAAUUAAGAAGUUUUCUAGCCAAUUUUGAGCAAAUUUUUUACCUCAAUUAGUGAUAUAACUGAUUUAACUUGAGACGCGGAGGGGGCGUGGCGUGCUCUCCAACAACCAGGCACUAUCUCUUUUAUUAUCGUGUCAGGACCCUUUUUUUUUGAUAGCUCAAGCCAGCCGUGAAUCAGCUAUAAACCUUCAUCAUGGGCUUUUUCCAAGGAAUGCAAUUUUUUUCAGAAAGUUCCAAGCCUGACGAUCCCUUCCAACGUGGAAAAGGCGAUGGGACGGCAGCCGCAGCAGCAUUCCAGCUGA
This is a messenger RNA of Caenorhabditis auriculariae, 4450 nucleotides long. The record is from the annotation of a GenBank genome assembly. Lineage: Eukaryota; Metazoa; Nematoda; Chromadorea; Rhabditida; Rhabditidae.